Molecule: messenger RNA, 2172 nt
Organism: Eimeria necatrix
Lineage: Eukaryota; Apicomplexa; Conoidasida; Eucoccidiorida; Eimeriidae
Exons: 1
Coding region: 1-2172 (723 amino acids)
Biological process (GO): regulation of DNA-templated transcription
Molecular function (GO): DNA-binding transcription factor activity
Source: RefSeq, a predicted model, not a curated record
AUGGAGAUAGACGAAGGGCCUCCAGCAGCAGCUCUUGCUUGCGCCCCUGCGGCUGCUGCUCCCUACGAUGCGACAGCAGCAGCAGCAGCAGCAGCAGCAGCAGCAGCGGCAGCUGGAGCGGCUCCCCACUCGGCCAUGCAGAGCCCCGCAGACACAGCGGUGCCUUCAGCAGCAGCAGCAGCAGCAGCAGCAGCAGCUGCUGCUGCUGUAGCUGCGGGGGGGCCCCCAGCUGCUGCGUCACAGGGGGGCCCCCAGGGGGGGGCCCCCGAAGAGCCCCUGCCCCCCAUGGGCUUUGGGGGCCCCCAGGGGCCCCCCACCCCUGGCUAUGUCUCGCAUAUGUCGGGGGGCCCCCCUGGGGGCCGCUCGAGUCCGUUUGCUUCGCUGCAGCAGCCGGCCGGCAGCAGCAGCAGCAGCAGCAGCAGCAGCAGCAUUCCGCACUUCAGCAACGGCAGCAGCGCCGGCGCCGGCAGCUGCGGGUUUGAGCCGCAAACUUUGCAAGCGCUGCAGCAGCAGCAGCAGCAGCAGCAGCAGGCGGUUGGGGAGGGUACUAUGGACUCUGCUCAGCCCAUUAACGGGGCGGGGCCCUUGGGGGCCCCCCCGCACCCGCCGCUGGGGGCCCCCCUAUUGGGGGCCCCUCUAGAGGCGCAUCCCGGGGCAGCAGCAGCACUUGUUGAUUCCCCCGAAGCAGCAGCAGCAGCAGCAGCAGCAGGAGAUGGCAGUGGUGCUGCUGGUGGUGGUGGUGCUGCUGCUAUGUGUGAGGGGGUGGGCCCCCAGGAGGUUUCUCAAGACGACCCUUGUGUUGCAGCAGCAGCAGAGCAUGCAGCAGGAGAUGCUGUUGCUGCAGCAGCAGCAGGGAGCAGCAGGAGUUCCUCCUGUUCAGCGCCUCCGGACGCAGCAGCAGCAGCAGCAGCAGCAGCAGCAGCAAGUGGUGGUAGUUCUUCGUCGGGUCCUCCUGCGUCGGAGGGCGCAGCAGACCUUCCGCCGGCAACAGCAGCAGCAGCAGCAACUGGCGGGAGCAGCAGCAACAGCAGCAGCAGCAGCAGCAGCAGCUUCAUGGAUAUGGGGGCGGGCGAGGAGGGCGCGUCGUCUGGUUUGCUGCCGUGCAGCCUCGCGCAGCCAGCGAGCGGGGCGGACUCGGCCUCCUCCUCCUCUUCCGCAGCAGCAGCAGCAGCAGCAGCAGCAGCACCUGCUGCAGCAGCAGCAGCAGCAGCAGCAGCAGCGGGGGGCCGUUGCUGCACGGAGAAGUACCUGCAGUGGCUGGACGCAAUCCACACUGCGUGUUCGAAGCUGGACGACCUCUGCAGCAAACUGGACAAACACUUUCCGAAUGCCACUCGCCACUGGGAGCUCAGCAGCCCCGGCAUUCGGGGCGCGCGUUUGCUGUUCCAGCAGCAGCAGCAGCAGCAGCAGCAGCAGCAGCUGGCGGGCGGCGCCGCGGGCGCGCUGCUGCUGCAGCAGCAGCAGCAGCCGCACGGCGCUGCGGAGGACGCCUACCGCGGGACUUCGCGGAAGCGCUACCGCAAAGACGCCGCAGCUGCCGCAGCCGCAGCAGCAGCAGCAGCAGCAGCAGGUGGCAGCAGCAGCAGCGGCGGGAGUUUGCUGGCUGCUCCCGCGCUGCUGCCGCCUCCCGGUUCCGCAGCAGCAGCAGCAGCAAGCGCAGCAGCAGCAGGUUGCGGGGAGUUUGUGGGUUCUGCUGCUGCGCCUCUCGCUCCCGCGUCUUCGUUGCUGGAGUGCGGGGGUGGCGCUGCGGCGCUGUGCGGGCUGGGCGCUGCUGCUGCUGCUGCAGCAGGCCUGGGCUUCAGCAGCAGCAGCAGCAGCAGCAGCGCAGCAGCAGCAGCAGCAGCAGCAAUGGCCGACGGGGCGGAGUACGAGUACCUCCUGGACUUCCCCGAACAAGAGGCCCCCGACCCCCGCAACCCCGAAGACCUCCGCUGCGACGUGGCCGGCGUUUACUGGGACAAACGCAGCUGGAUAGCCUCUUGGUAUGAAGGCGGCAAAAGAUAUUAUAAGUCUUUUUCGGCUAAGACCCACGGCUUCUACAGGUCCAAGUACUGGGCCAUCAAGGUCAGGCUCUCCAAGGUGCAGCACCACGCCGUCCAGAACAAGGCCUGCAAGGCCAGGAGCGGCACCGGAGCGGCAGCAGCAGCAGCAGCAGCCGCGCAGCCCUCCUGA